This is a messenger RNA of Coccinella septempunctata (seven-spotted ladybird), 1134 nucleotides long. Its product is annotated as multiple C2 and transmembrane domain-containing protein-like. The coding region runs from base 217 to 930 and encodes 237 amino acids. The record is from RefSeq and is a predicted model, not a curated record. The transcript has 5 exons. Lineage: Eukaryota; Metazoa; Arthropoda; Insecta; Coleoptera; Coccinellidae.
ACCCUGAUAAUCCAGGCAGUAUUUUCAGAACGUGAAUUAGAAUUCCAAUAGUGAGUAGUUUUUCGUCAAUAACGGAAAUCCAUAUAGUUCUUUGUUUGAGUUUAUAGAUUUGGAUCGGAAACACAACUUCUUAACACCUCAUUCAGUAGAUUUAAACAAGAAUCUUUAAAAAUUGGUUGAAAGGUGAAGGUAUUGACUGACUUUAUUCCAUAACUAAUGGCUUCCAAACCUUGUGAAGAGAAACCUGCAUCUACGGAUAACUGCAUAGAGUCCGCAGUGAAGUCCAGUUUGAAUUUUAUCGAAAAUGAAACAGAAAAAGCUGUUUCUAUGGUGGAGAGAGGAGUGGAGACUGUCCUAUCACCCUUCGAAAGAUGUAUUGCCUUUAUACGUCAUGAAUGCGAUCUAAUGGAGAAAUCAAAACAGAUUAUUGAAGAAGCGUGUGACCUGAUUUCCAAUUUGGGCAAUUUUCUUCAGGGAGAGCCAAAUUUUUUCGGUUUUAUAAGCUUACUCUUGUGGAUUGGAUUUUGCUACAUUUUCGAAGUGUGGAUGAUUCCAUUGCUCAUACCAUUCAUAUUUUUGAGGCAGUUCAUCCUCGUCUACUUCAAAUAUUUCAUGAUAGAAAUAAACGAUGAUCAACCUGAGACGAAGGCAGAAGAAAAAUCCAUCACAGAAAUGCUUCAAGAAUUGUGUGAUGUUUGUGAUAGUAUCGAUAACGGAAUUGAGAUCACUGCGUCGGUCAUAAAAACUACAAAACGAACCUUGAACUUCAAAGAGCCCGAGAUAUGUUACCUUGCCCUUCUGAUCUCCACAUUGUCUGCAAUUAUUCUUUAUCAUAUUCCACUACGUUAUUUCGUUAUUUUUGGAAGUAUAUACCUGUUCAGUAAAAAUUACUUGGAGGUUAAUGGUUACCUAAGAUAUAAAGAAGAGUAAUAGAAAUUUACUCUACUACACUGUUCAAAGAAUACUCGAAAAGAUUGGAAUGUGAUUUUUAAUCGAAUGUUAUCUUUUUAUAACUAAAUCAUAUUUUCAGUGAAUUAAAUUUGUUACUACUGUGUGGGUUAUUGAAACCUUCUAGUAAAAACAUUGAAUGAGGAACUCAAGUGCGAACGAAAAUAAAUUUUUCAGGACAAGAAA